GAGCUCAGUGGGCGUAUCAGGAUGCAGGUGUUUUGCAACUGCUUUACGGGCGUAACACAACUCAUUCCUGAAAGAUUAUUUUCUUCUAUACGCUGUAGGCGUUAGCUGGAUGUGUUACCCUGUGGCCAUUUUAUAGUCCGAGCAGGAUAGUUGAAAAAAAUGGCAAAAGUCGACCUCGCUCGAGUUGGGAAGAACUUAGUGAAGAGCGCAGAAAGUGGGGAGUCAGUGGAACUGCAGACUCUGUGGCAGGACCAGCCAGUGGUCUUGCUAUUCCUGCGGAGGUUCGGCUGCCAGGUGUGCCGGUGGAUGGCAUCAGAGGUCAGCAAGCUGGAGCCGGACCUGCGGGCCAGCGGAGUGGGGCUGGUGGGGGUAGCACCAGAGGAGUUUGGGCUGACGGAGUUCAAGGAAGGAGGCUUUUUUAAAGGAUCCAUUUACGUGGAUGAACAAAAGAAAAGCUACAAGGAUUUGGGUUUCAAACGCUACACCGCUUUAAGUGUGGUUCCUGCUGCGUUGGGGAAGAAAGUACGAGACGCAGCAUCAAAGGCCAGCGCUGAAGGAAUCCAGGGAAACUUCUCUGGAGAUCUGCUCCAGAGCGGAGGCAUGCUCAUUGUUUCCAAAGGUGGUGAACAGGUCUUACUGCACUUCAUCCAGGAUUCACCGGGAGACCACGUAGCUUUGGAGGACAUUUCCAAGGCUCUGGGUAUCUCAGCCACAGCAAAAGCAGGACAGAAGCCAGUGUGCAACGAUGAUGUUUGUACACGAUGAUGAUGAUGAAGGAGCUGCUAAAUGUGUCUGAACAGCACAUCCCAGUGAGAUAAAGAAUGCCAUUAAAAUGUUAAAAUGAACUUUUAACCACUGCUAAUUUUCCAAUGUCACAAAUGCUUGAGAUUUUUUAUAACAACAUGUUUAUUAUCUGGCUUAAAAGCUCACAGUGAAUGUAAAGUUGUAUCUGUGUAUGUGAAGGGUAAACUAAUGGAGUGUUGCUUCGUCAUGUCCAUGACAGCUGUGUUAAUAAUUGUAAUAACUGUUGGUACUAUUAAAUUAAACUUACAAUAAAUUGCUUGUACACACA
Acanthochromis polyacanthus (spiny chromis) is the source of this 1072-nucleotide messenger RNA. RefSeq names its product peroxiredoxin like 2B (gene prxl2b). Lineage: Eukaryota; Metazoa; Chordata; Actinopteri; Pomacentridae. The transcript is spliced from 7 exons. The record is from RefSeq and is a predicted model, not a curated record. The coding region runs from base 160 to 765 and encodes 201 amino acids.